Messenger RNA from Clupea harengus (Atlantic herring), 1319 nucleotides. RefSeq names its product NAD-dependent protein deacetylase sirtuin-2-like (gene sirt2). The record is from RefSeq and is a predicted model, not a curated record. Lineage: Eukaryota; Metazoa; Chordata; Actinopteri; Clupeiformes; Clupeidae. The coding region runs from base 375 to 1319 and encodes 314 amino acids. Gene Ontology annotation, molecular function: NAD+ binding; histone deacetylase activity, NAD-dependent; transcription factor binding. Gene Ontology annotation, cellular component: nucleus. The transcript has 14 exons.
ACUGAAUCUGAAUUAACAACAGUACUGUUUUCUCGAUGUAAUGACAAUUGUUACAGAAAUGCUGAAGGUGUAUUUCUGGUGCAACAAACACUGGUGGUGGUUUUCGUACCACAUUGGUGGUCUUUACAUUACAUUACCUUUACCUUACAUUCACGUGAAACAAAUGGUAUUACGGGUAGAAACAGUGCACGCGAUUUUCUAGCCGGACUUAUUUUUAUGUAGGAACACUGGUGGUGUCGCAAAAUAUGUUUGGUGUCGCAAACACGACGAUGUUGUAAACAUACUUGGUCGGCGAGCUCAGAUUGUACUUGCAAAGCAUCUAUCAGACAUUUCAUACAGUCUCGAUUCCGUAGAAGUGCAGUCAAAUCGAAUAGAUGUCUGAUGCUCAAGAAGUUACAAAGCCAGACGAGGAGGCCCAAUCUCCGGUACCCGAGGACCAGUCGGACGAUAGCGACGAGGGUGAGGCAUCGGGAGACACAGAGAUGGAUUUCCUGCGCAGCCUAUUCUCUCGGACUCUCGGCUUGGGCCCUGGAGAAAAGGUUUUGGAUGAGUUGACGCUCGACGGUGUAGCCAGAUACAUUCAGAGUGGCGCAUGCAAGAAUAUCAUCUGUAUGGUCGGUGCUGGAAUAUCAACAUCGGCAGGAAUCCCAGACUUUCGCUCUCCCGUGUCGGGUCUCUAUGCCAACCUUCAGAAGUACAAUCUACCUUACCCAGAGGCCAUUUUUCAGAUUGAUUACUUCAAGAAACAUCCGGAGGCCUUCUUCGCCUUAGCCAGGCAGCUCUACCCUGGACAAUUCAAGCCCACAGUAUGCCACUACUUCAUCAGGAUGCUGAAGGAGAAGGAGCUGCUUCGUCGCUGCUACUCCCAGAACAUUGACACUCUGGAGCGAGUGGCUGGCCUCGGGGAUGCUGACCUGGUAGAAGCUCAUGGAACUUUCUACACCUCACACUGUCUCAGCUUCCUCUGUCGCAAGGAGUACACCCUGGAAUGGAUGAAAGAGAAGAUUUUCUCUGAUGAGAUCCCCAAGUGUGACAAGUGCAGUGGACUGGUCAAGCCAGACAUUGUUUUCUUUGGUGAGAAUCUGCCAGGACGAUUCUUCACUUCCAUGACAACGGACUUUCCUCGAUGUGACCUGCUCAUCAUUAUGGGCACAUCUCUACAGGUGCAGCCCUUUGCUUCCUUGGUUGGCAGAGUUCCUAAGAGUACUCCCAGGCUCCUCAUCAACAUGGAGAAGACGGGAGAGUCUGACUUCAUGAGUGGGAAUGCUUGGGUUUGGGUGGAGGGCUGGAUUUUGAGUCAGACAAAGCCGUACAGGUAA